GCCGCCAGAGGCCAAAAGCGAUAUCUUUUGUCCCACUCAAGCGUUGCUAACGCCACAACGAACCAUAGAAUACGCCUCAGCUGAACGCGCUUGACUGCCACUGUUUCUUCCUCGUCGAAGAGAUCAACUUCAUACUUUGCAAACGAUGGUCGCCUCAGCAGGGAUUCUCACUCCGGACAUAUUGAACGAGUUACGGACAAAGUUUUAUGCUGAUGAUAGAAACGUCUUGGCUCAAAAUGUGUGCACCAAAUCAGAUCCUCUGGAGGCUUGUGUGUCCAGGAAACAUCUUGAAGAAACUCAACAUGUAUUCAAUCUCAAGAUUGAGGUAGAAGGCAAGCCGGUCACAAAUCAGAAGAAUUCUGGACGCUGCUGGAUCUUUGCCACACUGAAUGUCAUACGAAUUCCAUUCAUAAAACAGCACGAAUUGGACGAGUUCGAAUUUAGUCAAGGAUAUCUAUUCUUCUGGGACAAGAUCGAACGAUGCAACUAUUUCCUGCAGAACAUAGUAAAAGCAACCAAACAGGGAGAAGCACCAGAUGGACGUCUGAUGUCUUGGUUAUUAAGUGACCCCAUAUCUGAUGGUGGGCAAUGGGACAUGAUUGUUAAUCUCAUAAAUCGGCACGGCCUGAUGCCAAAAAAGUUAUUCCCUGAAUCAUUCAGCUGUGAAUCUACCAGCCGCAUGAAUAGCUUUCUGAAAAGCAAACUCAGAGAGUAUGCAAAAGUUUUGAGAGAUAUGAUAGCCGCUGGAGCUUCAGAUGCGGGAAUAGAGACUCUGAUCACUGAACAGAUGGCUGUAAUCUACAGAAUUGUUGGUAUCUGCUUAGGCAUCCCUUCAGAAACGUUCACUUGGGAAUAUUAUGACAAAUCGAAAAACUAUCAUAGCAUUGGGCCUAUUAAGCCUGUAGAGUUUUAUGAGAAAUACGUGAAACCAUAUUUCAACGUUGAUGAUAAAGUCUGCCUUGUGACUGACCCUCGACCCACUAAUCCAUAUGGUAAAGCUUAUACUGUGGACUAUUUGGGCAACGUUGUUGGUGGAAGAGCAAUUAUCUACAAUAAUCAACCGGUUGAGUUAUUGAUGAAUCUCUGUGCUAAGAGUAUAGAAAACAAUGAGUCAGUUUGGUUUGGAUGUGAAGUCAGCAAAAGAUUUGCGGCAAAGCAGGGCGUUCAAGAUCUUAAGGUGCAUGAUUUGAAACUCAUGUUCGGCACUGACUUCCAAGUUGGGUUAACAAAAGCGGACAGACUAGUGUACGGAGAAUCUAUGAUGACUCAUGCGAUGGCAUUCACAGCCGUUUCUAUCAAUGAAGGUGAGAUCAAGAAAUUCAGAGUUGAAAAUUCCUGGGGAGAUGACCGUGGUGAAAAAGGUUAUUACGUUAUGUCAGCUGAGUGGUUUUCUGAGUUUGUGUUUGAAGUGGUCGUUGACAAAAAGUAUGUUCCUGCUGACGUAUUAGCUGUAUUCCAACAAGACCCUAUUCUAUUACCAGCAUGGGACCCAAUGGGAACCCUCGCCCAAUGAUGAGUUGCUGGUAAAUCAUUACAAAUUACAAUUUAUUCUUUUAGAUCAAAGAGAGUAUAACAUUAAACGUACAGUCCGAUUAAUUUUCACACACGUAGAAUUUUGAAAGUCUCGCUCAUAUCUUUUUUUUCGGAAUCAAUGGUAAUUUUGCGGGCGAAGUGUCAUCUUAAAAUAUCUGUAUCCUUGUCGAGAGAGUUUGCAUAAAAAUCAACAGUUUGUAAAAAAAUAAAUUGACUGAAACGUCAUGAUCGUGUGUGAGUCUGAAUCGACUUGGGUAUUAUCUUGAGAAAGACCUACGUUAACGACGUGCGAUGGUAUGAGAGUAAUAUUCAUUCAUCUCAAAUCCAAAUCUAGAAGACGGCUCCAAUUCUGUGACAUCUUUCACAAUGAGCAUGAUGCGCUACUCUAACAUUAUUCUAGGAUAGUAGUGAACUAUUUGCUGUCAAUGUACUCUUCCGUAUUGCAAUAUAAGAAAGCACUGAAAUUAACUGGCUUAGAUAUCAUACCCUAAGUCAAAGUGCUGUAAGCAUCGAAUAUAUUAGUGAUAUACGGUUAAAGACUGUAAGUCUCUGAUGCGACGCUAGAUUAUUGUAAUACAGUCAUUUUACUAGUCGAUUGACCAAAGUUAGUUUGUCAGAGGCCCUUGAGUAGAGUCCUUUGAAACAGUCUGUGGUUAAAUUAUUACCCAGAUCCAUUGACCGUUGAUAUAUUCUAUUAUAAUGAAUCAAAUGCCCCUCCAUUAAAAAUUAUAGUCUUUGCGUGAACUCGACAAGUAACCAAUGUUUAUAAUACCAAUCAGCUCACAAGUGGUUAUUAUCUAUGGAAGGUUUUGCUGGUUGUCUUAUUUACAUUUCUGAUCUGUGCCAUCGCCCGUUGUGUUGCAUGCAGCAUUGUACUUGACCGCAAAUUUGAGAUAUCAGACAAUAGUUAUAUGCAGAAACCAAAUGAUAAAAUGCAAAUUAUGCUGAUAACCAUUAUUCAUGCCAUGAUAAAAAUGUAAUAUAUUCUGUUAUAAUAAGAGUAUAAUAUCGUAAUAACACUACCACCAUUAUAUAGAACUUGAAACCAAAUUAUGAUUUAACACAAUCAUAUAGCCAAGUUAUAGUCAAGCAACUGCCAGUUAAUGAUUUUAAGGACGCUGUAAGACAUAUAGGAGCUAGAGGUCGAGAUGUAUGGGCUGUAAAAUCAGAGUCAAAACAAUGAGCAUGACAAACAGGUGGUUUAUAAAUUGUUGCUUUUCCUAGCUUCAAUGAUCCGGGGUUGAUAUCGGAGUUUGUAGCUUACAAUAAUAUGAGAGAUCAUAUUCAAGAGCUGCAUCAGUGAUGUCAUCUUUUCGAAACCAAUGAAAACGUUUAUUAGGAGACGGUAGACACGAAUGUUAUUUCAAACAAUUUCUUUAUAAUUCACGUCGUAUAUGAUAUUUUUUUUUAAGAAACUUUUCAGUGGGUUUUAAUAGAUUAUCUCACUUGAUUCAGUAUUUGGAACUUAAACUUGGAUUAAUGAAUGGAAUUUUUAUACGUAUAUAUCAAUGAUUUCUUUCUUUUUUUUCAUCUUUGUGGUAUUUUCACAAUGUAUCAUUUGAAUAUAAUUGUUCAUAUUUUUGCAAGGUAUGGGCUUGUUAUCACUUUUACAUUAAUUUUUACAUAGUAUAAGUACCAUGAGCAACAAUUCAACAAUCACGUUUUGACCGAUCUUGUUACUAUGACUUUGAUGAUAUAGCCCAAAUAUCCUUAAUGAUUGUAAGGAACGGAAUUUCGUAUGUACUAUUAAAGUAUUGUGUUGUGUUUAUCAUUAAUCCAAUUUAUAAUAUCAUUUUGUUUUCAAUAAACGUUCGUGAGUCACACUA
Athalia rosae (coleseed sawfly) is the source of this 3359-nucleotide messenger RNA. RefSeq names its product bleomycin hydrolase. Gene Ontology annotation, molecular function: cysteine-type aminopeptidase activity. The record is from RefSeq and is a predicted model, not a curated record. Bases 146 to 1513 code for a protein of 455 amino acids. Gene Ontology annotation, biological process: proteolysis; L-homocysteine catabolic process; response to toxic substance. The transcript is spliced from 4 exons. Gene Ontology annotation, cellular component: cytoplasm. Lineage: Eukaryota; Metazoa; Arthropoda; Insecta; Hymenoptera; Athaliidae.